Messenger RNA from Pyrus x bretschneideri (Chinese white pear), 1850 nucleotides. RefSeq names its product BES1/BZR1 homolog protein 4-like. The record is from RefSeq and is a predicted model, not a curated record. Gene Ontology annotation, biological process: brassinosteroid mediated signaling pathway; DNA-templated transcription. Gene Ontology annotation, molecular function: DNA-binding transcription factor activity. Lineage: Eukaryota; Viridiplantae; Streptophyta; Magnoliopsida; Rosales; Rosaceae. The transcript has 3 exons. The coding region runs from base 422 to 1396 and encodes 324 amino acids.
AGGGGCAAACGUCAUCGUUUUGGGGUCAACUUUAUUUGCAUGGAUUAAAAAUAAAAUAAAAGCAAAUACAAGUCCUCUCCCACAAUCUCUCUCGUUACAAAUCCCAGACAUUCCUGCUCUGCUUUCACUUCGUAUUUUCCCGUCCGAUUUCGACAGCGCUCUCCCCUUAGCCCUUUAACCCGACCCGAUUAACACCCGCCCCACAGAUCCGAUCCAAUUCACCGAUCCUCCACAAGUUCAAGUCCCCGGUCGACUCCAAUCCCACUCCAAAUUCUUCCGUCAAACUCCGUCGUCUCGCCGGAGCUUCUUCCCUCAGCCUCCGAAGAUUCGAUUCUGACACUACUCCUCAGUUAUCAGCUUAAUCUUAACGAGCUGACGGCGUCGUUUCAGGACCAGCGAGCGAGGGGGUGCUUGAUCGGAGAUGACGUCGGGGACGCGAUUGCCGACGUCGAAGGAGAGAGAGAACAACAAGAGGAGAGAGAGGAGGCGGAGGGCCAUAGCGGCGAAGAUAUUUGCAGGCCUGAGGAUGUAUGGAAACUACAAGCUCCCGAAGCACUGCGACAACAAUGAGGUCCUCAAGGCUCUCUGCGACGAGGCCGGUUGGACCGUCGAAUUGGACGGUACCACUUACCGCAAGGGUUGCAAGCCGGUUGAACGCAUGGACGUGAUGGGUGGAUCCACAGUAGCUAGCCCAAGCUCGUCUUUCCACCCAAGUAAUUGUGCUUCGUACAAUCCCAGCCCAGGCUCUUCCUCCUUCCCAAGCCCAACAUCAUCUUCCUAUGCUGCUAAUCAAAAUGCUGAUAGCAGAUCCCUUAUCCCAUGGCUCAGAAACCUCUCAUCUGCAUCCUCUUCAGCCUCCUCUUCCAAACUACCAAACCUCUACGUCCACAGCGGCUCUAUCAGUGCUCCUGUUACCCCUCCAUUAAGCUCCCCAACUGCCAGGACGCCGAGAAUGAGAACUGACUGGGAUGACCAGUCUGCUCGCCCAGGUUGGGCUGCGCAGAAAUACCCCUUCCUGCCAUCUUCUACUCCACCAAGCCCUGGACGGCAGAUUGUUCCUGAUCCAGAAUGGUUUGCUGGGAUUCCGAUUCCCCAUGGACCAACUUCUCCAACAUUCAGCCUUGUCUCUUCAAACCCAUUUGGGUUUAAGGACGAGGUUUCAGCCGGUGGUGGAUCCCGCAUGUGGACUCCAGGGCAAAGUGGGACUUGUUCUCCUGCCAUUGCAGCUGGCUCCGAUCAUGCUGCAGACAUCCCAAUGUCUGAGGUGAUUUCUGAUGAGUUUGCAUUUGGAUGCAAUACAACAGGACUGGUUAAGGCAUGGGAAGGAGAGAAGAUUCACGAAGACUCUGGAUCAGAUGAUCUGGAGCUCACUCUUGGGAGCUCAAGAACAAGGUAAAAGACUGCACAAAGAAGUGAACUUGAAUCAUGUUACGUCCCAGAAAAAAGAUUGCACAAACUGAAAGAUCACUUGUUAGAGGAAAAACUUUGAUUCCUUGCCCGUGCUUUUCCAGAUAAAAGGGAAGAGAAAAAGGAGUCAGGGUGAGCACAAUCGAUCUCUCUUUUCCAUUUAUUUUAUCAGUUCUUCUUUCCUAGUUUUUAUUUUCUCCCAAGUCAUAUUUAGUUAGUUAUUUCAAGGUACAGGGUGGUUAUACAAUCCUUUGGGUCAUUGUUUAUUAGAACCUAAGUUUGAUUGGAAGGAAUCCAUGUACAUGUAUGAAUUGGCUGCUGCUGCUGCCUGUGUUGUGUGUUAUGCCAUUGAAAUUACUGUUCAAUGACCAAAGGGGAUUUAGGUUAUAGCUCGAUUGUCAAACCUUCUCCAAGAGUGAAUAGAUUUAUGGUGUUCUCUUCCA